This is a messenger RNA of Vicia villosa (hairy vetch), 723 nucleotides long. RefSeq lists its product as uncharacterized. The record is from RefSeq and is a predicted model, not a curated record. NCBI's taxonomy places the organism in Eukaryota, Viridiplantae, Streptophyta, Magnoliopsida, Fabales, Fabaceae. The coding region runs from base 1 to 723 and encodes 240 amino acids. The transcript has 2 exons.
AUGGAGGAGCUGGAUGACGGCAUGUUGUUUUCUAGUAAUCUUGCGGUUUUGAAUAAUGGUUACCCGACCCAAGAUAUUAAUAUUCAAAGGGGGUUAAAUCAAGGAGACCCCCUAGCACCUUUCCUUUUUCUCCUUGUUACUGAAGGUUUAAGUGGGUUGAUCUCUAAGGUUGUUAGGUUGACUCUUUUAUCUGGUGUUAGAAUUGGGUUCUCGAACUUGGAGGUCUCCCAUCUUCAGUAUGCAAAUGAUACGAUUAUCCUGGCUAAUGAUACUAUAGAUAACCUUUUGACUAUCAAGGCUAUUCUCCUUGGUUUUGACUUUGCCUCAUGUUUAUGUGUGAAUUUUUCCAAAAGCUCUCUUAUUGGAGUGAAUUAUGAUCAAUCCUUCUUAGACCUUGCUUAUAAGUUUAUCCAUUGUAACCAAGAGUCCCUUCCUUUUAAGUACCUUGGGAACCCAGUUGGAGCUAACCCCCUCUUGUUGUCUACGUGGGAACCUCUAAUUAAUCUUAUAUCUAGUAGGCUCCUUUCGUGGAAGCGUAGGUGGCAGAUACCUUUUCUUUUUGUUUAUCAGGAGGCUCUUUUUAGUGAUCUUGAGUAUGUGAUUAGUGGUCUUACACCGCCAUUGGAGAGUGAUGUGUGGAGGUGGCGUGAUUCGUGUGAUGGUGAUUGUUCAGUGUCUUCUACUUACUUUAGUUUUCUCUCUCUUGAUGUGUUGGGAUCUUAA